Guyanagaster necrorhizus is the source of this 1380-nucleotide messenger RNA. RefSeq lists its product as uncharacterized. The transcript is spliced from 5 exons. Gene Ontology annotation, molecular function: protein heterodimerization activity. The record is from RefSeq and is a predicted model, not a curated record. NCBI's taxonomy places the organism in Eukaryota, Fungi, Basidiomycota, Agaricomycetes, Agaricales, Physalacriaceae. Bases 140 to 1162 code for a protein of 340 amino acids.
CCGCCCUACGUCGCGUGGACCAGAUUUUCACUGGGCCAGUAUUUUGAUCUCCCGCCUUUGUAACGUGUCGCUUUUUCCGUCCUUCCUCCUUCCGGUCUUUCCUCAUCCACCACCCAAAAUUCUGUCUGCUACUGUCCCCAUGGCCUCCCACCACCCUCCUAUUCCUCUUCUUCCGGCUGAGCUGAUCCUCGUUGAUUCAGAUGUCGAGGCAGAAGUCGACCAGCUCGAUUCUGAUACAGAGGGUCUUGACGAGCCUGAUGUCAACGGCGCUUCAGCCUCCGCGAACGACACCAUGAGCGGUGCUCGGAGCAGCAGACCAGUUGGACAGACUCUUUUGCCCGGUACGAAGUUGGAAAAUAUCAUAUCGGCGGACGGAGUGACGGGGAGUCUGUCAUUAUCGAAGGAGGCCCUCUUCGUACUGUCCAUCGCUACUGAAGAGUUCAUAAAACGACUCGCCCAGGGUGGACUACGGCAAGCUAACUCUGAACGACGGUCUGCCGUGCAGUACCAGGAUAUGGCUGCUACGACUCUUCAAUACCAAGAGUUCAGAUUUCUGCAAGAUACGAUCCCUACAGCCAUAUCCCUGGCUGAUGCUAUAUUUCUCCGCGAAGAGAUGGAGAAGCAACUUUUUGACGAAGAACCUCCUCCUCUCAAACCUUCUACAUCUACCGUGAACUACACAUAUCCUGUCAUCCCACCACUUCCCUCUACAACCUCCCAACCUCUGAAUGUGUCUUCCAAACCCAAGGGCAAGAGUCGCAUGGCGAACGGAAGGGAAAAAAGCAAUGGCAGCUCCAGCUGGGCUAACGGAAGUUCCAGUCAUAACGAGUCUACCUUCAACGAGAUUCCUAACUUCCUCCUGGAUGCCAGGCCAUGGUGGCACUACUGGCCUAAAAAGCCUGCUGAAGUGCAGAACGGACUUGGGGAGACACGACCAAGCAUACCUCAUGAUCCAACAGGUGCAGGGACCUCACCCCUGCCCACUUGCCCGCGAGUGGACGGAGCCAAUGCUUCACGGCCAGGUACUCCGAGCGUCACUGAAAGUCGGAGACGAUCUGCCUCUCCCCGUCCUAGCCAGUCACAAACCCCGCUAAGCGAAGAAAUAUCACCAGAACCUAGACAAAAUAUCAGCGAGAUACGAGGAACCACUGCUGAUUCCUAGUUGGGUCUUCUGGCCGUCUCACGAGACCCUAGAGAUUUGUCUGUAGGUUGCUGAGGCGCUGUAGUUGUAUUUUUUGUUAGACUGGUUACUGUACACGAGAGUCGGUAAUUGCACAGACAGCAGGUAACUGUGUACUAGGGUGGUGUUCGUAAUAUCGUUAUUAGAAGAACGGGAUAGCACCCUAUUUAUCAUUUCUACAAUAUAUCUCAGUUUUGCGC